GUGCGGCAGAGAAAAACAGACGGGACUCCAUCGCUAGCGAGCAGCUAGUGCGGCUGACGUUUAUUUUUGUUAUCCCUGUUUCGUAGCAAAAAAAAAAAAAAAAAAAAAAAAAACCAUCGGAUGUAGAUUUUUUUUUUUUGUAAAAGUGCGGUGUGUACGUAGCUUAUUAGUUUGUCCAAAGUGUCAUCGAGCAGCUAAAACACGGAAUCGCACCAACAUCUUUACCCCUCAGCCGGAAAAACCAACCGAGCUAACGUUAGCUUACGUAGCUAAUGCCAAGAUAGCUAGCGGGCUAGCUUUCACCACCUAAGAUUUGACGGAAUCGAUUUUAUUUACCCCCCCUUAACGCUGCAAUGGCUGAUGUUGACAAGCUCAACAUAGACAGUAUCAUCCAACGUCUUUUAGAAGUCAGGGGGGCAAAGCCUGGCAAGAAUGUGCAGCUGCAGGAGAAUGAGAUCCGUGGAUUGUGCCUGAAGUCCAGGGAGAUCUUCCUCAGCCAACCCAUCCUGCUGGAGCUGGAGGCCCCCCUCAAGAUUUGUGGUGACAUCCACGGGCAAUACUACGACCUGCUGAGGCUGUUUGAGUAUGGGGGCUUCCCUCCAGAAAGCAACUACCUGUUUCUGGGUGACUAUGUGGACAGGGGGAAGCAGUCUCUGGAAACCAUCUGCCUCCUGCUGGCCUACAAAAUCAAAUAUCCAGAGAACUUCUUCCUGCUGAGGGGAAACCAUGAGUGUGCUUCAAUCAACAGAAUAUAUGGUUUCUAUGAUGAGUGUAAAAGAAGGUACAACAUCAAACUCUGGAAGACCUUCACAGAUUGUUUUAACUGCCUCCCUAUUGCCGCCAUUGUUGAUGAGAAGAUCUUUUGCUGCCACGGAGGACUGUCACCUGACCUUCAGUCCAUGGAGCAGAUCAGACGCAUCAUGCGCCCCACUGAUGUGCCCGACCAGGGUCUGCUGUGCGAUCUGCUCUGGUCUGAUCCAGACAAGGAUGUUCUGGGCUGGGGAGAGAACGACAGGGGCGUAUCAUUCACCUUUGGCUCAGAGGUGGUGGCCAAGUUCCUGCACAAGCAUGACCUGGAUCUGAUCUGUCGUGCUCAUCAGGUUGUUGAGGAUGGCUAUGAAUUUUUUGCGAAGAGGCAGCUCGUCACUUUGUUCUCAGCGCCGAACUAUUGUGGGGAGUUUGACAACGCUGGUGCCAUGAUGAGUGUGGAUGAGACCCUCAUGUGCUCUUUCCAGAUUUUGAAACCAGCUGAGAAGAAGAAGCCCAACGGCAGCCGUCCCGUGACCCCCCCUCGUAACAUGGUCACCAAGCAAGCUAAGAAAUGAGUGGAGGGGCACAAAUAGCCGGAGUCUCACUCCUCUGUUCUGCUUUCGUCUUCUGCAUUUGAAGGAUAGGUUAUCCUUCGUGCUGCCAAUACUGAAAAGAUAUUCACUCCUACACGAUGAAAGCAAAAUAUUUUAUUGUUUUGUCCACAGGGGUAAAUUGAUAUGUCACCAUGAAAACCUCAGGUGUUUUGCACUCAUUUUGCAGCUAGUCUUUGCCACAUAUGACUGUUCAAUCAGGAAAAAUGUAACAAUACGGCUACUUAUGCACAGGAAUGCCUUGUUUGAAGCUGUGCACAAUUUUUCCAGUUUCUUUUGAUGUCUUAUUGAUUUGUCAUCUUUUUCUCACUGUUGGCAUUGGGUAUUAAUGGCUAUAAAACAAACGGGGGGAAGGGGGGGAGUCACAAACACCUGUUUACUUCUGUAAAACAUUAUUUACAGUUUAUUUACUGUCAGUGUCAUAGGAUAUUGAUUUACACUGCAUCAUCACAUUUUUAAACAAGUCUUGUGCUAAAUUAAAUGAAUAAAGAAGCACUCUUGUAAUGUCUAAAUCUUUCUAAUAAACUUUGAGUGUAUUUUAGGGGGAAA
Messenger RNA from Acanthopagrus latus (yellowfin seabream), 1910 nucleotides. It is a transcript of the gene ppp1cc, whose product is annotated as protein phosphatase 1, catalytic subunit, gamma isozyme. Gene Ontology annotation, cellular component: cytoplasm; nucleus. Gene Ontology annotation, molecular function: protein serine/threonine phosphatase activity. The record is from RefSeq and is a predicted model, not a curated record. Lineage: Eukaryota; Metazoa; Chordata; Actinopteri; Spariformes; Sparidae. The transcript has 7 exons. The coding region runs from base 354 to 1325 and encodes 323 amino acids.